This is a messenger RNA of Pipistrellus kuhlii (Kuhl's pipistrelle), 6039 nucleotides long. RefSeq names its product angiomotin like 1 (gene AMOTL1). The transcript is spliced from 15 exons. Lineage: Eukaryota; Metazoa; Chordata; Mammalia; Chiroptera; Vespertilionidae. The record is from RefSeq and is a predicted model, not a curated record. Gene Ontology annotation, biological process: angiogenesis; hippo signaling; establishment of cell polarity involved in ameboidal cell migration. Gene Ontology annotation, cellular component: plasma membrane; bicellular tight junction; cytoplasmic vesicle. The coding region runs from base 191 to 3136 and encodes 981 amino acids.
CGGUGCUCUUUUCAACUCCAGGGCACCGGGGAUGAAGUCACCUUUCUUCUUUUGAAACUGACAGACCCGUCCUGCGAGUCCCUGUCACUUCUGCGAGGACUAGCUUUUUCCUGCUGCCGGCCACCGGGACCUUCUCUCAGGAGGCGUCAUUUGAUGUGAGAGCUGCACAUAUAAGAGACUUGCCGGAAGCAUGGACCUCAGUGAAACAUGGCCUUUAGAGGAAGGAGCCUGGCUGUCUCAUGCAGGAAUUCAUCAUUUUGCCAACACCAGAGGAGACAAUGAUUUUGUGGAAGCCUCUCCCGCCGCGCCUUACAACCCGGAGGAGUUGGGCCCCCCUCCUGCGUGUUACAGUCCCAGUAGCCCCGCCCAGAUUCUAGAAGACCCCAGCUACUUCUUCCCAGACUUCCCGCUCUACUCCGGGCGGCAUGAAGCGCCUGCUCUGACGGUGGAGGCUGGCGGAACCAUCCGGGAGAAAGUUGUCGAGGAUCCUCUCUGUAACUUCCACGCCCCGAGCUUCCUGAGGAUCUCAGAGGUGGAAAUGAGAGGUUCCGAGGAUGCGGCCGCUGGAACAGUAUUGCAGCGGCUGAUCCAGGAGCAGCUGCGCUAUGGCACCCCGACCGAGAACAUGAACCUGCUGGCCAUCCAGCACCAGGCCACCGGGAGCGCAGGACCAGCCCACCCGACAACCGGCUUUUCUUCCUCGGAGAACCUCGCCCAAGAAGACCCACAAAUGGUCUACCAGUCGGCGCGCCAGGAGCCGCAGGGUCAAGAGCACCAGGUGGACAAUACGGUGAUGGAGAAGCAGGUCCGGUCCAUGCAGCCUCAGCAGAACAGCGAGGAGCUGCCCACCUACGAGGAGGCCAAGGCGCAGUCCCAGUUCUUCCGGGGGCAGCCGCCCCCGCAGCAGCCGCCGCCGCCACCGCAGGGGCCCGUGGGCCACGGCUACUACAUGGCGGGGGGCGCCAGCCAGAAGGCCCGGACUGAGGGGAGGCCCACGGUGAGCCGGGCCAACAGCGGGCAGGCGCAUAAGGACGAGGCGCUGAAGGAACUGAAGCAGGGCCACGUCCGCUCGCUCAGCGAGAGGAUCAUGCAGCUGUCGCUGGAGAAGAACGGCGUGAAGCAGCACCUCCCUGGCUCGGGGAGUGGCAAGGGGUUCAAGGCGGGCGGGGGGCCCUCCCCAGCCCAGCCCGCAGGUAAAGUGCUAGACCCCCGGGGCCCUCCCCCCGAGUACCCCUUCAAGCCCAAGCAGAUGAUGUCCCCGGUCAGCAAGACCCAGGAGCAUGGGCUUUUCUACAGCGACCAGCACCCUGGCAUGGUCCACGAGAUGGUCAAGCCUUACCCCGCUCCGCAGCCCGCCAGAACGGAAGUGGCCGUCCUGAGGUACCAGCCGCCCCCGGAGUACGGGGUAACCAGCCGCCCAUGCCAGCUUCCUUUCCCAUCAACAGUGCAGCAGCACAGCCCCAUGUCCUCCCAGAACUCCUCGGUCAGCGGGCCUCUGCACUCCACGUCCUUGCCGCUGCCGCUCCCGGUGACCCUGGCCGCCCCGCAGCCCCCGCCUGCUGCCUCCCCCAGCCAGCAGCUCGGCCCCGACGCCUUCGCGAUUGUGGAGCGAGCCCAGCAGAUGGUGGAGAUACUGACAGAGGAGAACAGGGCGCUUCACCAGGAACUUCAGGGUUACUAUGACAACGCUGACAAGCUCCACAAGUUUGAAAAAGAGCUUCAGAGGAUUUCUGAAGCCUAUGAGAGUCUGGUCAAGUCCACCACCAAGCGAGAGUCACUGGACAAAGCGAUGAGAAACAAACUGGAGGGCGAGAUUCGAAGACUUCACGACUUCAACAGGGACCUCCGAGAUCGACUGGAGACUGCCAACAGACAGCUGUCCAGUAGGGAGUAUGACAGCCAUGAAGACAGAGCCGUGGAGGGCCUGUAUGCUUCCCAGAACAAAGAAUUCUUGAAGGAAAAGGAGAAGUUAGAAAUGGAGUUAGCAGCAGUGAGGACUGCAAGCGAGGACCACCGGAGACACAUUGAAAUCCUGGACCAGGCUCUGAGCAAUGCCCAGGCCAGGGUCAUCAAGCUGGAAGAGGAGUUACGAGAGAAGCAAGCCUACGUGGAGAAGGUGGAGAAGCUGCAGCAGGCGCUGACCCAGCUGCAGUCUGCAUGUGAGAAGCGGGAGCAGAUGGAGCGCAGACUUCGGACCUGGCUGGAGCGAGAACUGGAUGCCCUGAGGACCCAGCAGAAACAUGGGAACGGCCCGCCAGCCAGCACGCUGGAAUACAAUGCCCCGGCCCUCAUGGAGCUCGUGAGGGAGAAGGAGGAGCGGAUCCUGGCCCUGGAGGCCGACAUGACCAAGUGGGAGCAGAAGUAUCUGGAGGAGAGCACCAUCCGGCACUUUGCCAUGAACGCCGCAGCCACUGCCGCAGCCGAGAGGGACACGACGAUCAUCAACCACUCGCGGAACGGCAGCUACGGCGAGGCCUCGCUGGAGGCCCACAUCUGGCAGGAGGAGGAGGAGGUGGUGCAGGCCGCCCGGAGGUGCCAGGACAUGGAGUACACCAUUAAAAACCUCCACGCCAAGAUCAUCGAGAGGGACGCCAUGAUCAAGGUCCUGCAGCAGCGAUCCCGCAAAGACGCCGGGAAGGCGGACUCCUCGAGCCUGCGGCCCGCCCGCUCCGUCCCCUCCAUUGCCGCGGCCACGGGGACGCACUCCCGCCAGACCUCGCUCACCAGCAGCCAGUUGGCGGAGGAGAAGAAGGAAGAGAGGACCUGGAAGGGGAGCAUAGGGCUGCUGCUGGGGAAGGAGCACCACGAGCCCUCGUCCACCCCCGCACUGGCUGCCCUGCCCGCCACAUCGGCCAGCAGCGCCCACGCCAAGACAGGCAGCAAAGACAGCAGCACCCAGACGGACAAGAGCACCGAACUCUUCUGGCCCAACAUGGCCUCCCUGCCCACCCGCGGCCGGCUGAGCGUGACCCCUUCCAACAGCCCCGUCCUGAAGCACCCAGCGGCCAAAGGGGCCGCGGAGAAGCUGGAGAGCUCUCCUGGCCCCGGGAAGUCGCUGGACCACAAAGGCCGCGCCAGCAGCCUGCUGCACAAGCCCGAGUUCCCGGACCCGGAGAUGAUGGAGGUCCUCAUCUAGGCCGCGCCCCCGGGGGACGCCGUGCGGGACGGCGACAGGCGGGAAGGAGCGCGCCACCGGGAGCCGCACGAGCAAGAAGAGCGAUCGGGAAGGUGGUAGAUGGAAACCAGGUGUGAUUUGAACUGAUAAAGACUCCAGACUCAUAAGAACACUUUUUAUAAAUGUUUAAAAAAAAAAACAAAAACAAAAAAACCAACCAGGAGACCUACACGAAGGAAGACGGAGUGAACGCUGUGGAUUCUUAUCGCAUAGGGUGGCAGAGAGACGACGCAUGUAGGUUUGGGAACGAAGAAGAAAUAGGAAAUGGACUUUUCCAGUGUACAGAGAAUGUAUCUCCUGGGGGAGGGUCUGUGUACAGUACCCAUUUUCUGGUUAUAAACAGAUAAACCUGAACCGGAAUCGUCCUUGGAAUACCCCCCUUCUCCUUGGCGGUGAGCAUCUGUUUAAGAACAUCCUAGAAAUCCCCGGGAGCCCGUCUGGGUGUGAUGUAACACCGCCUGUGCCCCCCGGGGGUGGUCUGUGAGUGUGUGCGGCCGUGGCGAUGAGAUGAAAAUGUUGAGGGGCGACCUUCCGGUCCUCGUCGGAUGACCUGUUGGGUUUGGGUUUUGCAGGCGAUUGUGGGGCUUCCUCGCGUGAGUGGACCCGAGGCAGUGUGUUCUGAACAGACGGGGAGCGUUUUGAUCUUGGUGCUCAUCCUCCCGACUUCAUGGUUGUCUUUGCUUAGUUUUCUUUCAUUUUAUUCUUCUUUUUUCCUUCGUUUUUAAGUGAAGCGCGGCAGAGUAGGUCUGAGAUUCACAGAGCAGUGUCUGAACUGUCAACGCUCCUGCUGUGUGUCACAGAGGCCAGCGGGACAGAGCUCCGGGCUGGCCUCCUGGCUGCGGCCUUCCCCGCAGCCGCUCAUGCACGGCCUGUGUGAGGAGCGCGGCCCUGGCUUCUUUCUCCCUCACGUCAGCUCCUGCACAGAGCGUGGCGUCUCCUCCCCAGGGCUCUGUGGGGUAAGAAACAGGAGUGGCCCAGAGCACCUAGCAUUGCCCAUAAACCUAGCCUAGGCAUAGAUGGAAAUGUUUCUGUCCCGUUAUAAGCUUAGCUGUACAUCCAUCCAAGAAGCACGUGUUGUGCAGGGUCCGGACGUGGUGGGCAGUUCCCGGCGGUGUCUGAUGGUGGAGCUCGCAGGCCCUGUCGCCUGAAGGACAAGGCUUUGGCUCUGGGUGGAGGCGUGCAGAGCAGUUCUCUUCCUUUUUCAGCAUGAGUGGCAGCUUCUGUGUGCCGCCUGGCUGGGGUGCUGCGCGGACUAGGGGGUGCGGCCGGAUUCCUGCAGCUAACUUCUCCGUCUUGGCUAGUGACGGUGUUGCGUUCAGCGGUUCCAAGCAGGCAUGGGGCUCUGGCUGGAGACCCCGGGCGGCAGGGCCUCCCCUCUGCAGUCCUGCGGACUCGCUCUCUGGGCUCCUGGGUGCACCUGACGGCACAGGGCGUGGGCCGGGUAUCCAGACGGUGGUGGCUCCCCAUGAGCUGUGGACGGGAGCAGCUCGGGGGUUCUGCUGCUCGGGGGAGAGGCUGUCAGGACGCCCCUGCAGAGAAGCCCACCUUCCAGAGACCGGUUGGUUCUCCCUGUGCUUUGCCCUCAGCCACCUGGGUCCUCGCCAGGCAGUGGCCUUUACACAGCGAGCGCUGCUGGGCGGACAAGCUCUCCCGGGCAGCAGCCUUCUGAGCCUGGUGUGAGCACAGCCGUCAGGGGAGGCCGGGUCCCCAGGAGGGUGAGGAAGGCAUUGGGGUUUAAAAGGUGUCCAGGCAGGAGGCUGGCGCACAUCCUAGGGGGAGCUCCGUGGGCAAAGAGGUGUGUCUCCCAAAACCGGAGUCCUGGAGCUUGCUUCUGUGCCCUCCGAAUGACCUUGUGCUCCAGAGCGAAGGGGCCUGCGGCCCUGGCCAGCGGGAGCGGGAGCCUUCGGGGUUCUGAAAUGGUGAACGCUGUCAGUAGCCAGAGGGCAUUCUUCCCAUCCCAAACCGGAGGCCGUUGUGGUGUAUGCCCAUGGUCAGCAAACUGCGGCUCUCAAGCCACAUGCGGCCCUUUGGCCCCUUGAGUGUGGCUCUUCCACAAAAUACCAUGGCCUGGGCGAGUCUCUUUCGAAGAAGUGGCAUGAGAAGAAGUUUAAGUUUAAAAAACGUGGCUCUCAAAAGAAAUUUCAGUCGUUGUCCUGUUGCUAUUUGGCUCCGUUGACUAAUGAGUUUGCCGACCACUGGUCUGUGCUUUAUACAUGUUGGUCUCCUUUCCUCGUUUCUGGUUAGUUCGUCCAUGAAUUUAAAGCAUCUUCAUUCAGUGUGAGGAGGGAGAUGGGUUUGCCUCCGACAUGUGGCUCCGUGGGAGAUGGGCGGAGGAAUUACAAAGUUGCCAGAAAAAAAAAAAAAAGUUGCCAGAAGCUGAUCCGCUGGGAGCCGGGAAAGGUCAGCAUUUCAGUGCAUGGAUUUCCUCCGGAACCCAUGAGCAGUUUCCUCCCCUUCCUUUCAGCGGCAAACCCUUCUCCAGUGCAGUCAUUCAAUGACAUAUAAAGACACAUGUAUGUGUAGGUGCCCACACGUGAGGUCUGACUGUAAGGUGGUGGGUUGGGUUUCUCUUCUGAAAAUCCAGACGAUCCAAGUGUUGCCUCUCACCUCGCCCUCCUCAGAAGGCGGCCCUUUGGGAGGCUCUGUCCUGGCCGCAGCCGCGCUGCCCACGGAGAACCUGGUGUGAACGAACACCUCUGUGGGUAUGGCUUUGGGACUGGCGUGUUCAUGUCACUAUCCUUGGACGUGAGAGAGCUUCGUCCUUUGGAAGAUGGACUUAGGUUUGGAAAUAAUCCCAAGUCAUUCACUCAGUUGGAUAAAUAAAGAUGUGUGAUUAAGGUAAGUCACACCAUUUUAGCUUUAAA